This is a messenger RNA of Erythranthe guttata (spotted monkey flower), 4815 nucleotides long. RefSeq names its product Transducin family protein / WD-40 repeat family protein. The record is from RefSeq and is a predicted model, not a curated record. Gene Ontology annotation, biological process: tRNA methylation. Gene Ontology annotation, cellular component: cytoplasm. Gene Ontology annotation, molecular function: protein binding. NCBI's taxonomy places the organism in Eukaryota, Viridiplantae, Streptophyta, Magnoliopsida, Lamiales, Phrymaceae.
AUCUGCAAUGUUAUCAAUAAGCGGGGAUAGCUCAGUUGGGAGAGCGUCAGACUGAAGAUCUGAAGGUCGCGUGUUCGAUCCACGCUCACCGCAUUAUUUUGAAACUCCUAUUUUUUAAAAUUUAAAUUAAUGCGUCUUAUAAUAACCCUUAAACCUCUUUCUGCUGUCUGCCGGUCUCUAUUCCCUUCUUUGUCCGUAAAAACUCGGCCAUGACCAUGAGCGCGACGGAGCAGAGCCAGUGGAUGCUCCGCCGUGGGCAGUAUCUAGGAGAAAUAUCAGCCCUUUGUUUCCUCCACAUCCCCACUCACCUCUCAUCUCUCCCUCUCCUCCUUGCUGGAACUGGUUCGCAGAUUCUGGUGUAUGACUUGGUGAAUGGAAAGAUAAUAAGGUCGUUUCAAGUCUUUGAAGGGAUUCGUGUACAUGGGAUUUCGUUGGAGAAUUUUCACAAACAGUUGCCGGGCUCUGCUCCUUCUUUUCGGGUUGCUGUCUUUGGUGAAAGGAGAGUGAAACUUUUCAGCUUGCAAAUUAAAUUAGAUAGCCAAGAACCUUUUAUAGAUACCGAACUGACUCUUAUUCACUCGCUACCCAAAUUUAGCCAUUGGGUUUUGGAUGUGUGCUUUCUGAAGGAUGGUGCAAUUUCAAGUGAAGAUGAUGUUUAUCUUGCCAUCGGAUGUAGUGACAAUUCUGUGUACUUGUGGGAUAUACUGAAAUAUCAUAUGUUUUCUGAAGUUAAAUGCACAGAGAGAUGCCUACUGUACUCCAUGAAGAUGCAUGGAAAUGAAAUUGAAUCUCUCCGCAUUGCAUCUGGUACUAUCUUCAAUGAGAUUGUUGUCUGGAAAGUGGUUUUUCAAAAUAAUGCUACAAUUCCUGGACGUCACACAGAAGACCAUGUACCACUGAAUACUGAUGAGGGCUUCCUUUGUCCUGUUCCCGUGUUCAAGGAUGCUCUUAUAAGUAGGCUUGUAGGGCAUGAAGGUUCAGUCUUCGGCAUUGCGUGGUUCUCUGAUGGAAUGAAACUCGUCUCUGUUUCUGAUGAUCGCAGUGCUCGUAUUUGGGAAGUUCAGGCUGAGAAAGGAGUUUCAUGCAACGAUGUGCAGGAUAGGGACAAUCACUUUGCAGGCCCUGUUUUGUUUGGUCACAGUGCCAGAAUUUGGGACUGCUGUAUAUUCGACUCUUUAAUCAUUACUGCCGGUGAGGACUGUACGUGCCGUGUUUGGGAUCAUGAUGGCAGAGAACUGAAGGAGAUCAAAGAGCACAUUGGGAGGGGAGUAUGGCGAUGUUUGUAUGAUCCCAGAUCUUCUCUUCUUGUUACUGCUGGUUUUGAUUCUGCUGUAAAGGUUCAUCAGCUUUAUGCAUAUAAAGGAUUAGAAGAAACCAUUGCAUCAGAAGAUUUCAGUGAUAAACAUGAAGUCUUUGCUCUAUCUCUACCCAAUUUGUCAGGGAAUGAUCAGCUCAUGGACAGCAAAAGUGAAUAUGUCCGCUGUCUGCACUUCUCACGUGAAGAUUCUCUUUAUGUGUCUACCAACAACGGUUACCUGUAUCAUGCUAGUCUAAUUAAUAAUGAGACCGUUAGGUGGACCGAGCUUGCCCGUAUCAGUGAGGAAGCACCAAUCAUUUGUAUGGACUUAUUAUCAAAACGUUCCAAGUCGUCUGAUGGAUUUGAAGAUUGGGUUGCUAUUGGAGAUGGUAAAGGGAGGAUGACGAUUGUCCUAGUUGUUGGAAUUGAUUCGAGCCCAAAAGUUGAUUUUACUCUUACAUGGCCAGCUGAAAGAGAGAGGCAUCUCUUGGGCACUUAUUGGUGCAAGUCACUAGAAAAUAGGUUCAUCUUCACUGCCGAUCCUGGUGGUAGAUUAAAGCUGUGGAAGUUACGGAACAAUUUAACUUCUGAUUCUCUAAUUGGUAGAGCAAGUUAUGAUAUGUUUUUAAUAGCAGAAUAUGCCUCAUGCUUUGGAAUGAGAAUCAUGUGCGUGGAUGCUUCAUUUGAUGAAGAGUUGCUUGUGUGUGGGGACAUUCGUGGUAAUCUGCUACUAUUUUCUUUGCCAAGAGACCUACUCUGCAGCACUUCUAUUGCUGCCGGAGUUAAAGCAUCUCCAGUGAAUUAUUUCAAAGGGGCUCAUGGAGUAUCGAGUGUCAACAGUGUCUCCAUUUCUGUGCUGUCUUCUGAUCAAGUUGGCAUACGCUCGACAGGAGCAGAUGGAUGCAUAUGCUACUUGCAACAUGACAAAGAUCUCCUUAAUUUGGAAUUUAUAGGGAUGAAGCAAGUCAAAGAAUUAAGUGCAAUCCAAUCUGUCUUCACCAGUGACCGUUCUGAUGAGUCUUCUGUUGGCGAUUAUGCAGUUGGUUUUGCAUCAGCCAAUUUCAUAAUAUGGAAUUUGAGUUCAGGGACAAAGGUUCUACAAAUUACAUGUGGUGGUUGGCGGCGUCCUCAUUCUCAUUAUCUUGGUGACUUGCCGGAGAUGAUGAACUGUUUUUCUUUUGUGAAGGAUGAUGUCAUAUAUGUCCAUAGGCACUGGGUGCCAACAAAUGAUAGGAGGAUAUAUCCUCAAAAUCUCCAUUUGCAGUUUCACGGGAGAGAAAUACAUUCCUUGUGCUUUAUCUCUGGACAUUCCUUGUGUAGUUCAGAUGAAAAUCAGGCAUUGGUUUCUGAUUCUAGUUGGGUUGCAACUGGUUGUGAAGAUGGAACUGUGCGAUUGACUAGAUACGAACCAGGUCUGGAAAAUUGGUUGUCCUCCCAACAUCUUGGGGAACAAAUUGGUGGAUCAGCUGUACGUGCAAUAUGCUCUGUGUCAAAGAUGCAUAUAUUCAUGCCUGACAUCCCUACUGAAGUUGACAGACAAAACGGAACAUUAGAGGAUAGAGAUCCCUUUAUCUUAAUAUCUGUUGGUGCAAAAAGGGUUGUAACUGCAUGGAAACAAAUUAUUAAUAUGGGCAACAAAAGGGAGGGCACUAUAAGCAGCGAGAUAGACAAGAAGAAUGAAAAUGACUUCAAAGGUUCAUCUACAUCAACUAUGUCUUCAUUCUCUUUCCAGUGGCUCUCCAGUGAUAUGCCACUCAACCACACUAGUCACCUGAAAAGGCAAAACGCGAAGGAAGUUACUGAAUCAGCUGAAUGUACAAGCACUAAUACAUCAGAUACUAUUUCAACUGAAUUGCUUUCUUCGAAUUACAUGACAAUGGAGUCAAACCUCUGCCCUGAAGAUAAUCUCGAAAAUGACUGGAGAUACCUAGACGUUACUGCUUUUCUUGUUAAAGAGGCUGGCUCCAGGAUUUCUGUUUGUUUUGUCGUUAUUGCUUGUUCAGAUGCUACAGUUACACUAAGGGCUCUUUUGUUGCCUUAUCGGCUUUGGUUUGAUGUUGCCUCAUUGGCUCCCAUAUCAUCACCCGUACUAGCUUUGCAGCAUGUUGUCAUUCCUAAGCUUCUUCCGUCUAAAGGAAACAUACAAAGUGGGAGUUUUUACAUGGCAAUUACUGGAUCUACUGAUGGAACUAUUGCAAUCUGGGAUCUGACUGAAUGCGUAGAAAACUUUAUGCGGCAAGUAUCAGGCCUUCAAAUGGAAAACUUGAUGGAUCUCCAGAAGCGGCCACGCACUGGUAGAGGAAGCCAAGGGGGUCGACGGUGGCGAUCCAUAGACCAUCAUAAAGCCAAGAAGAAACCAGGGCAUUGCAUUUUGAGAGGAAAAGCAUGCACGGAUUCAGUGUCCACUGGAAAAUCAGAUUCUGGCAAUGAAAUGGAGAGCAUAGCAUCUGAAACGUCUCUUUCGGGAACAAGUGUUGCUGAUAUUCCUUUCCAAGCUGACACACAGCAGGCUUCAUUUGUUUCGGGAAGAAGAAAAGAUGAUUUAUUACCAGAAAUAAGUGUAUUGGCGCCCGUGCAAAUCUUGGAUAAUAUCCAUCAAUCUGGAAUCAAUUGCCUUCACGUUUCAGAUAUUAAGGAUCUAAGUCUCUCCGGCUCUAGGUUCUCAUUCUAUGUCGUAAGUGGGGGGGAUGAUCAGGCAAUUAGUUGUCUUAGAUUUGAAUUGCAAGUCAAUCCGAUAGAUGAAAACUCUCAGAAUAUGACUCCGGUAAAUCAUUGCACAACUCCACCAGUGGCCAAGAACAACUCCAAAGACCAUUUUCUGGUCCAAAAACAUCAGAUGCAGGUCUGUUAUUUGGAUAAGAUAAUCUCAGCUCACAGUUCUGCUGUCAAAGGUGUAUGGACGGAUGGGAUUUGGGUUUUCUCUGUGGGUCUUGAUCAGCGUGUCCGGUGUUGGAACCUUAAUAAUGGUAGACUUACUGAGUUUGCCCAUUUAAUAAUUAGCGUGCCUGAACCAGAAGCUUUGGAUGUUAAAACAUGUGGCAGAGAUCAUUAUCAGAUUGCAGUUGCUGGAAGAGGGAUGCAGAUGAUUGAAUUUUCGGGCAUCUGAUGGGGAUAGCUAGUUUUAAGUAAGUGACCUCUACCCUAUCGCACUUCUCACAUAUGGGCUAUCAGAUUGUUGCAAGAUAUUCUGCGGGUUACCAGGAAACUUCCCCUGUGGUAAGGUCGUAUUACCAAAAAGACCCCUCGGGGGGUUCUGGUAAUAUAACAAAAAAAAAAACUAAAUCUAUGACUAUGAAUAGAAGGUUCUGAAUUGGUUGGCUCUGCUGCACUAAUUACUCUUUACGACUGCAGAUUAAUUUUAUCAAACGGUUUUCAAUUUUCUUACACCUUACUCUCGGGCAGCAUGGCUAGGGUUUGAGAUUUGUGAGCAUUGGUUGGGAAUAAUGUGGAGGUUUCUGGCAUUAUAUAGUGAAUACUGUCAACUUCAUUUUUAUCUUUUAUUACAUUUAGUUUACAUA